CUUGGACUGGGGGGAGGGGGGUGAACAUUCCUCUCAUAGUGCCGAGCAGGCAGGGGGGAGCUUCCUGCCACUUCUCCCGCACCGCUUCCCCUUUUUUUUUUUCCUUUUACCGUUAAACAUGAAAUUUGCCGAGAAAGACGACGACUUUGCGGCCGCGGACAAGCUCCUUUUCCCGGAGGAAGGACUUAGAUGUACCGCGAAAGCCUCGACUGAACGGCGGCAGUGGGCUUUCCCUUUGUAGAGGGAAACUUUUUGUGGAGUCGCUUCAGUAAUCGCUUGAAAGGAGAAAACUAGAGAAAAUGAUGUUUCAUCGAGUUGAAGAACCGAGAAAGUAAACGGAAGAGGCUGCGCAGAAAGAUGUCUCGCAAAAAAUCGUCUUCCUCACUGAGGAUGAGAAGAAUAACAGAAAGUGAUAAAUGGAGUGUAGACCGUGCACGGAGCUUGUCCUUCCAUGAAGUGCGCGGCCGGCGUGAGGCAGAGAUGAGGGCCGCAGCUGAGGAGUCGUCAAACAGCAACAACAGUGUGGGCAGUGGCGGCAACACCGUUCUGCAGCGCCUCCUACAGGAGCAGAUGAACCGGAAUUAUGUCCUGCAACAACAACAACAACAACAGCAACAACAACAACAAGGAGGGGGAGGAGGUUAUUCAGGACAGGGACAGGUAGGCCCCUCUGAUGAUCACUCCAUGACCCCCCACAUUGCCCGUCAGGAGCCUCAGGGACAGGAGCUGCAGACGGACAGUGGCCUGGAGAAGCUGGUUUCCACCAGAGUAGGAGGAGGGGGUGGCAGCAGUGGAGGAGGAUGUGGCAGCAGUGGAGGUCUGGGCAACCAAGGGCAAUGUCUAAACCCAGAGGACCUCCCUACAUAUGAGGAGGCCAAAGUGCAGUCACAAUACUUCCGGGGCCAUGGUCCUCCUCCUCCUCCACAGCCUCAGCAGCAGAACAAUCAGCCCCAGCAGCCUCCUCAUCCUGUGUCAGUGGGUGCUGCCUUUUAUGUCACUGGUGUGACCAACACCAAGUUGCGCACUGAGGGUCGCCCAACUGUGCAGCGAGUGAGCGGUGCAGGGAAGGUGCACCAGGAUGAUGGGCUGAAGGACUUGAAGCAAGGCCAUGUUCGCUCUCUCAGUGAGCGACUUAUGCAGCUCUCUCUGGCCACCAGUGGCGUGAAGGCCCAUGCUCCUGUUACUAGUGCCCCACUCUCCCCCCAGCUGCCCCCUCCAGGCCCACCAGGUGACUUCUACAAGCCACAGCAUCGUGGUCCUCCUCCGGACUACCCUUUCAAGGGAAUGGGCUCGCCCACGAAGCAGCAGGAACCAGGAGGCCAUUACUACCAAGAGCAUAGAGGGAGGGAACACUCGCGGGAGGUUCUUCCUGUCCGAUACCAGCCCCCACCGGAGUAUGGUUCAUUCAGGUCCUGUAAAGAGGGUUCAGUUCACUCCCAAAGGCCUCUUCACCAGCACAGUCCCACAUCCUCUGUCACCUCUGUGGGCUCCUUGUCACGUGCUCAGGCCUCCGCCCUCAGCAACAUGCUUAGUGCCUCCCACUCCUCCCAUCCCUCUUUCCCCCACCAGCACCUACAGAACCAGGGAGAGCCUUUUCCUGGCAUGGGGCCACGUGGCCUCCAGGGUCCUGGCUCACACCAUGCAAGUGAGCCCUUUAAUUUGGGACACAUUCACCCAUCCUUACAGAGAGGUCACGGGUUCCCACCCGAUCCCUAUGGCUCCACCCCAAGGAUGCACCAUCAGCAGCAGCAGCACCAUCAGUAUCAGCAACAACAACAACAACAACAUCAGCAGCAGCAGCAGCAGCAGCAACAACAACAACAACAACAGCAGCAUCAUCAUCAUCAUCAUCAUCAGCAGCAGCAGCAGCAACAACAGCAACAACAACAACAACAACAACAACAACAACAACAUCAUCAUCAUCAGCAGCAGCAGCAGCAACAACAGCAACAACAACAACAGCAACAACAACAACAGCAGCAACAGCAACAGCAGCAACAUCAGCUCCAAGGACCAAUAUCUCCACAGCUCCAGCUACCCGUCCAGGCUGGACACUUUCCUCACCCACACUCCUUCUCCCACAUGCAGGGAGAACCCUUUGCCAUGAUGGCACGUGCCCACCAGAUGGUGGAUAUGCUGACAGAGGAGAACAGGAUGCUGAGGCAGGAGAUAGAGACCUGCCGUGAGAAAGUUACCAAGUUGCAUAAGUUGGAAACAGAGAUCCAGCUGGUGUCAGAGGCCUACGAAAACCUUGCCAAGUCCUCCUCCAAGAGGGAGGCCCUGGAGAAAACCAUGAGGAACAAGCUGGAGCUGGAAGUGCGCCGAUUGCAUGACUUCAACAGAGACCUCAGAGAACGCAUGGAGACGGCCAAUAAACAGCUCGCUGCUAAAGAGUGUGAAGGAUCCGAGGACAACCGCAAAACCAUCUCCCAGCUGCUCACUCAGCACAAAGAGACACUGCGGGAGAAGGAGAAGCUGGAGAUGGAGCUAAACUCACUGCGCUCCACCACUGAAGACCAGAGGAGACACAUCGAGAUCAGAGAUCAGGCACUCAACAAUGCUCAGGCCAAGGUAGUCAAGUUGGAGGAGGAGCUGAAGAAGAAACAGGUUUACGUGGAGAAGGUGGAGAGGAUGCAGCAGGCUCUGGCUCAGCUUCAGGCGGCCUGUGAGAAGAGGGAGCAACUCGAGCAUCGACUUCGCACGAGACUGGAGAGAGAGCUGGAGUCAUUACGCAUGCAGCAGCGCCAGGGAGGCUCUCACCAUAGCGGUGGGGUCCCGUCUGAGUACAACGCCACAGUGCUGAUGGAGCACCUGAGGGAGAAGGAGGAGCGAAUCCUGGCUCUGGAGGCCGACAUGACCAAGUGGGAGCAGAAGUACUUGGAGGAGAGCGUGAUGAGGCAGUUUGCCCUGGAUGCAGCUGCCUCGGUCGCCACUCAGAGGGAUACAUCAGCAUCAGUGAUAAGCCACUCUCCCAGCAGCAGCUAUGACACAUCAGUGGAGGCUCGGAUCCAGAAGGAAGAGGAAGAAAUUCUCAUGGCCAAUCGGCGCUGUCUGGACAUGGAAAGCAGGAUAAAGAAUCUCCAUGCACAAAUCAUAGAGAAGGAUGCCAUGAUUAAGGUGCUCCACCAGCGCUCAAGGAAAGAGCCUAUCAAGUCAGACCUGCCUUCUGCUAUGAGACCCUCCAAGUCCCUGAUGUCUAUCUCUAACACUGGCUCUGGUGGUUCAGGACUGCUCUCUCACAGCCUGGGUCUUAGUAGCUCUCCCAUCACUGAAGAACGUAAGGACACCAGCUGGAAAGGCAGUCUGGGUGUUCUACUGGGUCCAGAGUACCGUACAGAUUCUCUCAGGACAGAUUCAAUCUCAUCAUCGCCCUCCCCAGUGCUACCGUCCACUCCGAUGACUGCAGGCCACUCCAAGACGGGCAGCAGGGACAGCUGCACGCAGACUGACAAGGGCCAGAGUCAGGACACCAGCAAACCCAGCACUCCAGCCCUACAGAGCAUGACUUUGCCUGCCCGCCUGUCCAGCCCCAGCCCUGUCUACAUUCCUGACCGCAUAGCAGACGUAGGAAUGUUUCACAGCAGCACCCUGGAGCGCAGACAUCCUCUCCAGUCCCACGUACAGCAACAGCCCCCGCCGCCAACGCCAUCCACGCAACAGGAGGUGGACAACGACAUGGUGGAGAUCCUCAUUUGACCCAAUGAGCUCUGGAACAAAACCUCCAAAACGAAGAUGGUAGUCCCAUCAGAACAGAAGCAGUGACAUGUAGAUCAUCCCAAUUCAUCCUUCACACCUGUAGCUCUGUCUGUCGACACACACCAAGACAUACUUUCAUCCUCUUUGUUUACAUCUGCAUCCAUUCAAACACUUGUUUCACAUUCCCUUCAUUCCUUCGCUGUUUAUCUUUGGAAACUCCACAAAUCAAAAGCAAAGAAGCAGAAGCAUGGCUUAUUUCAGCUUGUGUCACUAUGAAGUGCGACUUUGUAGCCUCGUAUUUAUCUCUCUGACGCUUUUGGCACUUUUAUCAUAACGCCGGCGGCUAAAUUUGCCGACUCAUGUUUGAAGUUGAAUGAAAGCUUUCAGUCGCGAUGUAGGCCCGCGCUUGUAAAAAAAAAAGAGACCAAGUUUACCGUUUACAUGACGACGAUUAAUGAGAUGGAAAAUAUAAAACAGAGUAGAUGGAGCUGAAAGCCAAAAUCUUUCUGUUCAAUUGUAAUCAUAGAGAGAAUACAUGCAUAUUUACACCCACACACACUAAUGUAUUUUUACUUUUACAAUUGAAGCUACUGUCCCUAAUUGGUUUCUAAAGCACUUUUUGUCAUGUGUGUGAAAAUCCUCUUUAUGUCCUUGAUAGCCAUCAACAAAUAACAUUGUCUGGGAGUAAAAAAAAGCACAAUACUGUAAUCAGCAGGACCAAUCAUUUAGUUUGGACCAAAACCCAUGAAUUCGUUGGCAUUCCUGUCACUAACCGAUCUGUCUACAUGUGUGUUUCAUUAUCAUAAUCUUUAGUGUUCUCUCUGUGGAGCUCUCUGCUCCUCUCGGCUUCAGACAGUGUCUGUUUGACAUGGAUGUGUCAGUUGUGUCAUCAGCAGUGUAGAAUGCUAAAGAGCUCCAAACGUCACAUCACUCCCAUCGCUCCGUCUUCAAUGUCGGGCUUUACAAUCUAUCAAAAUUUUAUCACGAUCACAAUGUGGCCGCAAUAUUUCUUAAAGCCGAAACGUGUGUCGUCAAAUGACCAUUUCAGAUCCAAUAUUGUCCUGACCUAUUCACAUCCUAUUCUACAGACUUUGUUUCUCACAGAUCUGCUCAAAUAUCACACAGUGAUCCUUUGAAAUGUGUUAUUCAAAUGAAAAUAAGAGUGAUUAUGUAAAAAUAACCAUUCAAUUUCAGUCAAAAUAAUCACAGUUAGAUAUUUAUUCAAAAUCUUUCAGCCCUAGUUCUAUGCUCACCACUGAUCUUUAGUGAUCUGGUAAAAUCCUCCCUUGUUUGCUUGUCCAUGACUGUUUUUGUGGUACAACAGCGAUCCAUCAUAUAUACUUAGUUGCCUGGUGUUAUACCUCUAGGGAUUCGAACCAUGUUGCUUCCUGCCAAAAUAGCGUUUUGAUUCCAAAUAUUGCACAAGUAGAUUAAGUGGCAUCUGCUACCAGAGCUUUAUUUCAACCAUUUCCUGACUCCUACACUCCAUCAUAUUCCCCCCCCCCCCCAACUUUAUUGAUGGCUAUUUGGACAUAAAGAGGAUUCCAACAAUCAACAUAAAAGAGUGUUUAAGAAUUACAGACUCCUGCUCUAAGGUGAUUUAUCUACACCUCACCUAUUUUAUGACUCACUGUGGUUGGUGAUGAAGGCUGCUUUUUUUUCCUUUUUUUUUCUUUUUUUUUCUUUUUUAAACCUGUGGGUGGGUUUAGUGUCAUUGUUUCUGCAGCACUAGCAGCAUGUCAGCAGAUCUGGGAACGGUUAGGCUUUGUAACAGUUUACCUUCCCAACAUGCAGGCAAAUGACAAUUAGAAGUUGGUCUUAACAAGUAGCUUGUUACUUGAGCUGCUUUCAGACAUGGACAGAACUCUGGCGAGUGUUCCGAGGGGCUACACAAUGUCUGCAGACGUUGCACUGGAGACUCUCCUGUCAGUGUCAUCUCUGGUUAAUGUCCAGGGGAGCUCAUGUGAAAACGUAGCGGGGAGAAACUGCGGAGAAUCCACAGUGAGUCAAAGUUGGAGUGUCCUGCUUCCUGCAUUUUUAAAGCUGGGCGUCACCAACUUGCCUGGAUCCUUCAGAGAUUCUCCUGCUGUUGUGAAUGCGUCACGCAGACCGUGCACUGCACUGCGUUUGUUUUUUGUGAAAGGCAAACUCCAGAGAAAGUCCCAGCCCCAAAUCUGUGGACAUUACCCAGAGUUCAUGUCUGAAAACGGCUUCCUUAAGUGUUGCUGGAGGCUGGUUAGCUCCAUUGGACCAAAUGUCUUGGCUACCUUUUUAUCGCAUUUUAUUGCACUAAUUAUUGUUGAAGUUGUUUUUUUUGCUAUUUUACUUUAAGACUUCUGACAAUUAGGUAUUGUAUUUAUGUUUUGUUUUUUUUACUGUAGUUAGACAUAGCACUUGGGUAAUCAGAAAUGAUGUCAAAUAUAAAACAUUAUUAACUGUAUAUAUAGAGUAUUUACAUUUUGUACGUGCUGUGAUGGUGUGUGUGUGCGCACCUGUGUGUCGUGGAGGUUUCGAGCUGUGUCCAGACACAUUAGUGGGCUGUGGUGCAGAUUUGUUUGUUGGUGCAGACACACAUUCUUUAUGAAAAGGCCACAGACUCGUGUGUUGUAGUCGGUUGGUCACAGAUCGGAGAGUUUCAGACUGUGUCCAUGUCAUGAAGGGAACUGUUUUUUGUGUUUUUGGAAAAACUCAAGAAUCUCAGCAAAAGAUGGGGAGGGCGGGGGGGACGGGGCACAACCCCACUGGUUGGGGUCACUCUUAAAUAGCAGCAUCUUAAAGAAAAUAAUUCAGUAUUUAACCUCCCGUCACGUGCUUGAAGAACAACAUGAAUGAAGGGCUUUUACACCCCCUUCAUUGUUAAUACUUACAUUUUAGUCACUUGUAUAGAUUCACUACCCUUGUUCGUAUAUAUCAAAAGUGAUUGAUUUAAAUUGACACUAGCUCUUUCACUGUUAUGCAGUGUUUGACUAUGCAUAUUAAAUAUGAUAGGGAAUGUUAUCAGGCGAAGACAAUUUUCCAUUGCUUUACACUAUGCACAGUGGAGUCUUGGGUAUUGACCAAAGGUCACAGAAUGGACUGGUUUUCAUCUGUAGAUGAACCCGAGAUGAAAACGUCUGUCUGACUCCAGUCACGCGAGAUAACGUUCAAAGUCUCACCGCACAAAAUGGUUUAAUGGUUUGUGUUUAACCUGUUCCAGACUGCAGCACUGUGUAUUUUUACUUUAAGUUUGUGCUUAACAUUUCCAGUGAGGGUAAAAAAAAAAAAGUUGGGAGUCCACUGCAAACCAAAAAAAAUGUUGGACCAAAGAUGUUUCAUGUCAGAAGGUCAGCAGGAUCAUUUCACCCAGAACAACUUGAUUGGGAAUGCACUGAUAUGUACUUAGACCACUACUAAAACUCAGCAGCUGAAAUUGAUCGUUGUUUUUUUCUUCUCCACUACAUAGAUCUACAAUCCUCAAACAUUGUCCACAGCUGCCCAUCCAUUUUUCUUUUUUAUUUCACCAUUGUCCUGGUGUCCACUGCCACAUUAGUAUUGGUUAAAGGUCCAAUAUGCAACACCGCAGCGGUUAAUGUCACUUACCUGCUGUUUUAUCAACGGACACGCUGUUUUAACUAAGUGACGCUGAUGUGAUGAACUCCUAAGUGACCGAAAUGUGAUCUCUAUUGAUGACACAGUUUCGAUAUUAGGUGAUUCAAGGGAACUUCAGUACCACAAUAGAAUCCUACUUUGGAGUAAGGGCUAGAGCACUCAUUACAGAAAUGCCCGACUUUGCUCUUAUGUCUUUUGGAAGCAGAUCGUACGGGACGUCCUCAACUCUGAGCUUUUUAUAAAUCUUAGAGUUCAUAGGUCGUGAAUGUGACGGGAGAGCAUGGUAAAGAAAAAAACAUGGUAAACAACCUCAUUUCAAUGCAGCAUAUUAACAUCUUCUGCUCCUAAGGUGAAUCAAUCACAAUCUGAAAUGUGUAACUUCUGUUUCUUUCCAGUAUCAAACACAUUUCAUCGAUUGUUCACAUUAUAAGCAGCAGCAUUUCACUACACAGAUGUACUUUCUUCAUAGAUUUGGAAGAUGAAUAUGCCCAGUGUACAAAUCAUUCGGACCAUUUCACUUUUCUAUCAUGGUUAUCAAAACUGGGGCUACAACAAUUAAGUCAUUGUCAACAAUUUUGAUGAUUAGUUCAUCGGUAUCAGUGUUUGUAGAGUUAAAAAAUAAGCGCUCUGUGUUUUCAGCUUCUUGAAUGUGAAUAUGUUGUGGUUUCUUUGCUCCAUAUGACAAAAAAAAUCAUUAAAAUUUAAUCAUUUUUGGUCUGGGCCAAAUUGUCUCAAAAUAAGACAUUUGAAAACAUCGAUAUAACAUUUUUACAAGUCUGUCUCACAUUCAUGGAAGAAACAACUUAUUGAUUAGUUGAGAAAAUCAACCGAUGUAUUUAGAGUUUUUGAAAUCUAGCCAGUGUGUUACUCCAAUAAAAGGACCGAAAAAACUUGCAUAUAUUCACAUUUGAAUUCACAGUCGGAGCUGAAUCGAUAACUUUCAAAAUACACGCCAACCAAUUUUCUGUUCAUGAGUAGUUUGAGUUCUACUGCAGUGUUGUGACAACGCACUUGUGACGAUUCUUAUUAUUAACAAAAAUUGUUCCCAAGGCACCGCUGCACUGUGAAAAGCCGUUCCCUUCUCUUCCAUCAUCUACAAUGUGACUUGUUUUAUACACUCCUGUCACGGAGACCUGCCGUGACGGCUCAUAUCAGUGAGGACCUGCAGAAGUGAAGAAUUUCAGCAGCUGUGUUUGUCUUUACCGGGCACUUGAGUCAUUAACAGCAUCGUUUCCGUUUUUCAAUAAUGUGACAAAAAGCUGGCACAGAGUUUUCAAGGGGACUGAUGCUGAAAAUCAAAAUGUUUACUUGCUGUAAACAAUAGUCCAAUGUCAGUGUCUUUAUUGUGGUGAUUAUAAUUUUUUUUUUUUAAGCCAUUAUAUUUUCUGUAUGUUUCUAUACAUGCCGUUUAAUGUUGCCAUUGCUGUACAAUCACAGUUCACAGACAACAAUAUUCAUCUCAUAGUUUCUUGUACUAUGGUGUAAAGUCAUUUAGUUUUCUCUCUCUGACCGACUCCAAAAUAACCAAAUGAUUGUUAUGAUAUAAUAUAAAUGAGUUAAGUUAGUGUGAAUUAAUUCUUUUCUUAAAUAAAUUAAUGAAGAGA
Molecule: messenger RNA, 8888 nt
Organism: Solea solea (common sole)
Lineage: Eukaryota; Metazoa; Chordata; Actinopteri; Pleuronectiformes; Soleidae
Gene: amot
Product: angiomotin
Exons: 13
Coding region: 358-3696 (1112 amino acids)
Biological process (GO): angiogenesis; establishment of cell polarity involved in ameboidal cell migration; regulation of cell migration
Cellular component (GO): cytoplasmic vesicle; plasma membrane; lamellipodium
Molecular function (GO): signaling receptor activity
Source: RefSeq, a predicted model, not a curated record